ACAGAGAUUGUGAGUAAAAUUGCAUCAGAUUUUAUAGAUCACAGUUUUGCUUUCACUAAAUAUUAAUCCAGGUUUUAGAUUGCAUCAGUUUCACAUACUGGGUCAUAGAUAUUACGUUAUAUUUUACGGACUUUUAUGUUUGUUUAUUUAUUUACUGUUUAGCUGUUUAGCAAAACUCCGUGUAAGUUUUGGAUGUCCAACACUCGGCACACAGCUAAAGCAAACCGCACAGGACAAUUUGCAAUUCUGUGGAAGUCUGGUUUCUUAUUCCUUAAUGGGUUGUAGAGUUGUAAUUAGUGCAGUUUCGUGCUCUAUAUUCUGUUAUGUGAGUAAAUGUACUUAUACAAACUUGGAUAGUUCAGUAGCAGCAUAGCACGCCUAUCUUGCAAUGGCCAAUUUGAGUUUAGGGAGGCAAAUAUGGAGAUCUCUUGAACUGACGAGGUCCGAGCUGCGCCUGGAGCUCACUCUCGCAUGUGGACAGUCGUUCCGUUGGAGAGAAACAGCAGAGGGCCACUGGACUGGAGUGAUGGGAGGACGGGUUUGGACUUUAACCCAACUAGAAAACAGACUGUGGUACUAUGUUUAUGAAAACCAACAAGACUUGGCUCAUAGGACGUGGACAGAAGAAGACUGUGAACCUGAAAUUAAAUAUAAAGUGGAUGUGAAGGCUGAAGGACAUGCCUACAGAGAGGAAGAGAAGCUGUUAAGGAACUAUUUUCAGCUAAAUGUUAAUUUUGAAGAGUUGUACAAAGACUGGGGGGAGAGAGAUCCUCAUUUUAAAAAACUUGCUGAUACCUUUUCAGGUGUGCGAAUGCUCCGGCAGGACCCAACAGAAUGCCUGUUCUCUUUCAUCUGUACGUCCAACAACCACAUUUCUCGGAUCCAAGGGAUGGUGGAGCGGCUAUGCCAGACACUGGGCACCAAGCUGUGUCAACUGGAUGAAACCUCUUAUCACGACUUUCCCACCCUCUCAACUCUAGCAGAAUCCAAUGUAGAGGCGUGUUUAAGAGAUCUUGGGUUUGGAUAUCGAGCUAAGUUCUUGCAACAAAGUGCUAAGACAGUUCUUGACUUCCAUGGACCUAAUUGGCUUAGUGGUCUCAGAAAUGUUCCAUAUCAAGAGGCCCGUGAUGCUCUCCGCACUCUUUCUGGAGUGGGAACUAAGGUGGCAGACUGUGUGUGUCUGAUGUCUCUAGAUAAGCCAGAAGCUGUUCCUGUUGACACACAUGUUUGGCAGAUUGCAAAACGUGAUUAUAAAUUUGUUUCUUGUCAUGGACAGAAGACCAUUACAGACAAACUUCACAGGGAAAUUGGUGAUUUCUUCAGAAACCUGUGGGGUCCUUAUGCUGGAUGGGCACAGUCAGUGUUGUUUUGUUCUGACCUCAAGAAAUUCCAAAAUCUGAAGCAGACACCAGUCACAAAGAACCUGAAGCGGGAGAUCAAAUGUGAAGAAGACACAGUUCAAAGCAAAAUUAUAAAACAGGAAAAUAAUAAGAACAAAAGACCAGUGUCUAACAAGAACACAAAGACAUCUGUGAAAUGAAGAGGUUCAUGCAAUGUCUCACACUGGAAUCAUCCUUUUAAUACAUUGUGUUUGAUAAAUUUACAUUGCUAUUAAAACUAAAUGUUAUGUUGAAUUAUUUUCACUAGAUGGCAGUGUGCAUUGAUGAAGUUAUUCAUGCAGACCUAUGGCAAAAUACAGA
Periophthalmus magnuspinnatus is the source of this 1700-nucleotide messenger RNA. It is a transcript of the gene ogg1, whose product is annotated as 8-oxoguanine DNA glycosylase. Gene Ontology annotation, cellular component: nucleus. Gene Ontology annotation, molecular function: damaged DNA binding; 8-oxo-7,8-dihydroguanine DNA N-glycosylase activity. Bases 389 to 1540 code for a protein of 383 amino acids. Gene Ontology annotation, biological process: base-excision repair, AP site formation; nucleotide-excision repair; base-excision repair. The transcript is spliced from 7 exons. The record is from RefSeq and is a predicted model, not a curated record. NCBI's taxonomy places the organism in Eukaryota, Metazoa, Chordata, Actinopteri, Gobiiformes, Gobiidae.